UGUUAUGCGCUACUAAGUCCUGGCUUGCAAUGCUUGCUUGGUCAACAUUGUAGAACAUGCUGGAUGAACGAACCCUCAAGGACUAUCAUUGCGUGAGGCUAUUUCGUGACAGCGAGCGGAUUUGAGCGAAACGAUGUGGCGCUGGGUUUCGCCCAAUUGGGCCAGUCUACGGGGUCCUUUGGGUGUGAUCUGGCAACAAAGGAGUGUGACGAGUUUAGGCGUAUCUAAGGCCUGUUCGUCUCCAGCCUGCCCGCUGGUAGGGGGCAUGUCGUCUUCCAAGAGCUCCAGAGGAGGGUCCCAGACUACCGUAGACUUGGAACAGACCGUGCGGCGCGAACUGACGUUACUCAAAGCAGCUCAACAGAGACCCACUAUUAAACGCACCCAGACCCUUGGGCGCCAAGUUGAUGCCUUGACUGAGGCCAGUCCCAAUUCGCUGGAGUCCCAUCUACUCAAAGAAGGCUUGUCUUUGGCUACCAUGAGCCAAUUCUUGGUGCUCAAAGACACAUGGUCCCAAUUGGUCCAGUCCCAUCUGACGGUGGUUCAUUCGAGUCAAGAUUUAGACCGCGUCCUCAUCAUGAUCCAGCGGUAUCGGACCAAGUGGAAGGCCAUGGUUCAAGCCUCGAACAAGACCGUGCUCUUUGAUCAACCUCUUUAUAUCCGAUUACUCAAGCUCACCGCUCUUAAUGGGAGUUGGAAGCACGUUCAUGUCAUUCACGACUAUCUGAAGCAAGAUUGGGGAGGAUUGAACCCAUCGAGCGGUGCUGCCAUCGCAGAAUGUGUGGCUCGAAUCUCGCCAACCAAGAAAUAUCUCAAUUACGUCUUGUCCUUGCAAGCCGAAUUGGCCGAAUUGGAUGCCCAGUCAGUUUUCCAAGCUUCAAAUUAUGCCACGAAAGUGGGCCAGGGCCUUCAAAUUGCGAAUCCAAGAUUUCAACCUCAGCCUCGGCCGACUUACCAACCUCGACGUUAUGAGUCGUCCAUUUUGUCCGCUUUGAAUGAACGUGACGAUUCCGCAUUGCAAUCCCAAAUGUCCGAUAUCGAGUACGCCUCUCAGAUCCAGAAGUUAUCUCGCCGCCAAUUUAAAAUGGAAUUGUCAGGCCACCAAAUCAUCCCUUCAGUGUUGGCUGUUCCCGUCGAUCGGAAAGUGAACAAAUUAGUCAAGGAUCUCUUAAACCAGUGGUCCAGUUCGUUAGAGCAAACUAUCGAGUCAAGCUACGCCAAUCCGUCCCAGACCCCGCCAUCCAACCCCAUGUCUGCUCCGUUCUUGAGCAAUAUUUCCGCCCCAGACCUCUCUCAAAUCAUUCUUGAUGUGGUCGUGUAUCUUUGCAAAACAUCUGAGCACUUUAGUCCUCCUACCAAACAUCUAGAGGAUAUGCUGGGCACGGCCGUUAUGAUUCGAUCAAGGAUGAAUGAACUGCAGAAAGUCCAUCCUGAAUCUUUAGUCAGUCAGAUUGAAAUGCUUUCGAAAGUGUACGCCCGAUACAUGACGUGGUUCAUCCGUCCUCAAGAUCAAUUGUGUCAUCGAGAGGCUUUUGAAGCUAUCAUCCAUGAAUGGAAUGCUGAUGACCUGACCUUGGGCUCCUUUAAAUGGGCACCCCAAGUUCGAUUGGCGGUGGGCCAGGAGCUAUUGAAUGCGAUUGUGCACAAGCUGACGAUUAAUUUGGAUGCUGGUUCCAACUUGUGUUUGAACAAUCGAUCAUUCAAGAUUAUCGGGACCAAUGUGAAAUCACGCACUCAACUAGGUGAAACCAAGACGUUCCAAGCGUUUUACAAAGUUCUCCGAACUCGAGGCAAAGGCCGUGAGCUCGAGGAAGUAAAGCCUCAUCCUGUGCUUACAUCACUUUUCGCUAUUGGAAAGCUUUCCGACUUGUCAUUUCCCGUCACCGAACUACCAAUGGUGGUGCCACCCCGACCUUGGGUGUCUGAUUCGUCCGGAGGGUAUUUGCUUCACGAAGUAGAAAUGACGCGAAGACCAGUUGAAGAAGCAGUUGAGACCCCUCGAUCGCCCAAUACAUUGCUGCCCACUCUGGAUGCUCUCAAUCAGUUGGGGUCCACCCCUUGGAUCAUUAACAAACCCAUCCUAGAGUGUAUUGUCGAGGUAUUUCGUCACCCAAAGAAGUAUAACGCAUAUUUGAAGCGUGUUGGCAUUCCUCGCCAUCCCGAGAAUAUCGAGCCCCCCUCAGAAGCAAUGUCCAAGGCCAGAUUCCGUGAUAUGACUCGCGAUCAAUACACGGCUUUUCAACAAGGUCAGGCCCAACGACAGGCGUACAUUCAGUUGAAAGCCGAGAGUUACUCCUUAUGGUGUGAUACGUUAUAUCGGUUAUCCAUUGCCCAACAUUUCCAAGAUCGAGUGCUAUAUUUCCCUCACAACAUUGAUUUUCGUGGUCGUGUUUAUCCCAUCCCUCCGUAUCUUAACCACAUGGGCUGCGACCUGUCUCGAUCUCUUCUCGUUUUUGCCGAAGGCAAACCGUUAGGUCCCAAGGGCUUGGAUUGGCUGAAACUGCACACGGUAAAUCUCUCCGGAUUUAAAAAGAAGAGCUCAAUCAGAGAGCGUAUGCAAUACGCCGAGGAUAAUUUGUCACUGUUUCUUGAUUCUGCCUCUGAUCCUUUUGGCGGCAAGAAGUGGUGGCUGGAGUCAGAAGAGCCUUGGCAAACUCUGGGCGCUUGUAUAGAGCUUCGAAAUGCUCUAUCAAGCUCGGAUCCGACCAACUAUAUCUCCCAUCUACCCAUUCAUCAAGAUGGUUCGUGCAAUGGGUUGCAGCAUUAUGCCGCCAUGGGACGCGACUCCUUGGGUGCCAAGUUUGUCAAUUUAAUCCCUUCCGAAUGCCCGCAAGAUGUGUAUGGAGAAAUUGCAUCCAUUUUGGAGCGCAAACGGAGUGAAGAUGCUCAAGCUGGUAAUCCGAUCGCCAUCCUCUUGAAUGGAGCUAUCCAAAGAAAAGUGAUAAAGCAGACCGUCAUGACCACCGUGUACGGCGUGACCAAGUAUGGGGCCAAGCUCCAGAUUGCCAAGCAGUUGAAAGAUAUUGAGAACCCGAUAAUUCCAAGCGACAAAUUGGGCGAGGCCUCGGUCUAUUUGGCCCAUCGGACAUUCGACUCACUCAACGAGAUGUUCGAAUCGUCGCAAAAGAUCCAGAACUGGUUCAUCAGUUGCGCUGAUAUGAUCUCGACGGACUUUUUCCGCUUCGUGGAAUGGGAAACGCCCUUGGGAUUGGCGUGUGUGCAAUCAUACCAGAAGCCGUUACACUCAAAGAAUCUCCCUCUAGGACUUCGAUCUUUGGCCCGCAAACCCAACACGUCCAAGCAAAGGAAUGGCUUUCCGCCCAAUUUCGUGCAUUCCCUCGACUCGAGCCAUAUGAUGCUUACUGCCUUGCACAUGUGGCGUCGGGGAUGCACCUAUGCCAGUGUUCAUGAUUGUUUUUGGACUCAUCCCGCCACUGUAGAGAUUAUGAAUGAGGUGUGUCGGCAACAAUUCAUCAAUUUGCACUCUUAUCCGAUCCUCGAAGAGCUCUCGGAAGCCUUCCUUCAGAACUACAUCAAAGAAGACACAAAACAGAAGCUUGAUCCGGUUCAAUUGGCCAAGGCUGAGCAGACUUUCAGGGCGGUGCCCAAGAAGGGCGAUCUAGACCUAGCCGUGGUGAAACAUUCAACGUUUUUCUUCAGUUAAAGUGCUUAGAAAUAUAAAUGCACACAAGGGGUA
Tigriopus californicus is the source of this 3697-nucleotide messenger RNA. It is a transcript of the gene mtRNApol, whose product is annotated as DNA-directed RNA polymerase, mitochondrial-like. Lineage: Eukaryota; Metazoa; Arthropoda; Copepoda; Harpacticoida; Harpacticidae. Gene Ontology annotation, molecular function: DNA-directed RNA polymerase activity; mitochondrial promoter sequence-specific DNA binding. The transcript has a single exon. Gene Ontology annotation, biological process: mitochondrial transcription. The record is from RefSeq and is a predicted model, not a curated record. Gene Ontology annotation, cellular component: mitochondrial DNA-directed RNA polymerase complex. Bases 134 to 3664 code for a protein of 1176 amino acids.